Messenger RNA from Poecile atricapillus (Black-capped chickadee), 9314 nucleotides. RefSeq names its product sperm associated antigen 17 (gene SPAG17). NCBI's taxonomy places the organism in Eukaryota, Metazoa, Chordata, Aves, Passeriformes, Paridae. The record is from RefSeq and is a predicted model, not a curated record. Gene Ontology annotation, biological process: epithelial cilium movement involved in extracellular fluid movement; axonemal central apparatus assembly. Gene Ontology annotation, cellular component: axonemal central apparatus.
AUGGGCCCCAAGCGGCCCAGGUCCGCCCGGGAGUCGCCGGUGCCCGGGCCGCCGAGCUGGGAGCCCGCGCUGGUGUCCGCCCGCCUCGAGGAGGAUGACUGGAAGCCUAGCAUCACUUUCAUUGUUGGGACCAAGAUUGAGGAUGAAAUCCACACCCAGGCCCUGGCUCUUGCUGUGCAGGUGCCGCUGCGAAAGCUCUUCAGUGUGAUAACCCGUGAAGAUAUUGACAGACAGAUUGCAGAAUCUGGGCGUCAAAAGGGAAAAAAGGCUAAGGAUGCACCUAUGUACUAUGAGGUGGUAGAAUUAGCCAAAACCCUUCUGGACAUGGGUGAAGAAAUUCCUGUGACACUAACUGGAAAGCUGUUGAAAUUUCAAUUGCUUUGUUUCAAACAGAAGGAUCUUCAGAAAAGAGAAGAGGAAAAGAAGGCAGAGCAGCAGCAAAAAGAAAAAGAGAAAGGAAAAUCUAAAUCUCCCAGUAAGACAUCUAGAAAAACAAGUAAAGGAAAAAAGUCAUCGGGAGCACCCCCUGUUAAAAAAGACACCAUAUUGAAACAACGAGGAGAAGUGGAAGUGGAAGACAAAUACAUUGAUGAUGAACCAGAUGAUGGUGCUCAUCAUUACUUUAUCAUUCUGGGCUUCCCCAAUCUUCAGUUGUUGCCUGUCUUGGCUGACCUUGGGAUUAACAUUUCAAGUGUAAUUCAAAUUUCUUCUGAGAAUUACAAGCCACUGCAGAUGUACUUAGAAGCAACUAAACUUGAAGGACAAUCUUUAAUUUCACAAGAAGAUGUAGAAGCAGAGAAAAGAAAGGAAGACGAAGCUAACAAGGACCUGGAAAUAUUUUGGAAAUUCCUGGACCCCGUUCUGAACAGUGGAAAGCAUGGAUCAAGUCUCUUUGAUAUUGCCAGGUUUCAUUACCUAGUUAAGGAAAGUGACUUUCCCCCUGAUUGGUCAGACAGUGAAAUGCUGCUUGCAUUUGGUUCUGUGCUGUUUGAACACAUUGCUUGUUUGAUGUAUGACUGCCUGGACUGGAGAAGACAGCAUUGCAACUACUUGGAAAACACCAAGUUUAUUAAUGUGCUUGCAUUUCCAGAGUGCAAGUCAACACAACCAUCUUCACUUGAGGAACAACCAACACCACAGAUGACACCUACAAGGAGAAAAGGGAAACCAGAGGAAAUUCUGCCAUCAAUAGUUUUGUCAGAGAAUGAAGAAACUUCUAUUCUGUUUCCUUCUGUGGACAUGAGGUAUUACAAUGACUUGCUGAGACAAAUUCCUGAGGAGUACUUUUCUGUACCCUUAAUGCUGAGCUGCAUGUUGGAACAGGUUAUUGCAAGUGAAGAAGACCUUAUACCACCGAGUCUGAUAGCAGCAGAGCCUCAGGCAGGUGGGCUGCAUCGUGCCAUCGCAGAUCAUAUAAUCUCUGUCCUUCCUUCUCUUUCACUUCCCAUGAGUGAAAAAAAGAAUCUGUAUGACUAUUUUUCUCUUAAAGACGUUGAACAAGAGACUGUCACCCCCCAGUACCCUCUCUUAUUUAACUACCAUGAUGCCCUGGCCCAGCGGUUGCACCUGCUGAAGGUCCAGGAGAACUUCAACCCAGAAAAGAUUGAGCGUGAAAUGAUGGAUAAACUGCCUCUUACAGAACUUAUCCAUUUCACCCCUCCUUCAAUUGAAAACAACACUAAACGCUUGGCCAGAGUUCAUGAGCUCAUGCAUUAUUGUACUACUGAACAUCUGAGUUGGGCUGAAGUAGAAAGAGCGUUCAGAGUGUUUACUUUUGAAAGCCUGAAGCUGACUGGGCUGAGUGACUCUGGUUUCCUGGAGAGCUCUGGAUCUAGGGUUGGAGGUGAUGCUGAAGUGUCUUAUAUCCCUUGGGAUAAUCCAGUCAUGUUUGCAAGACAGCUGAGACAACUCUUCCAUAUGGAAAAGAAGCUUAAUGAGAAAUCCUCAAGCUGCUCUGGGCAUACAGAAGCAAGUGACGAAGAUGAAGGAGAUGGUUUGGUUGGUCCUCUUUUGAACAUAGAUUUGGAUCUUCUUUAUUCUGAUAUGAUGAGUUCGGAAAAGGAUGGCCUUAGACCAAUUUUAGAAGAAAUAAAAAAGACACAGAGGCGUUGCUUGACAGACUGGAGUUUGGAAGAGCAUUUUGAACCACAUGUUCUUCAUCAGGUUCUUCAUACAGCAUCCCAAGAAUAUAGAUGUAUUGAUUCCUUUUAUCAUACCCAAGAUAACUCUUUACUAAUGGUUUUUCACAAUCCUAUGAAUCAACAUCAUCUGUGCAAAGAGACUUGGAAUAUUGCUCUGCACUCUAAUGUUGGAUUCAGGAACUAUCUUGAGCUGGUGGCUGACUCAAUUGAAGACUGGGUGAAAGAGGAAGAAGCUAAAUACCAAAAAGAGAAGAUGGGUAAGGAAAUAGAGUUUUUUUUAUUGGAAAAAGCCACAGCAGAAGGUCCUCUUGGACUGUGUGCCAGUGCUGUCAAAAAAUUUGCUUUACUAAGAAAGCCAGAAGUGGGUAUCCUGUUUUUCACACCUGAACCUCAGAAUAUAACAGAGUCUCAAUCCAAGAGUGAAGAAAGUCUCAUUAUCAGAGAAGAUUCUCUAAAGGCUUGGAAGAUGGAGCAGGACCGAUUACGAGAGGAAGAAAAAAGAGAAAAGGAAGAAAGGGAAGAAAAUUUGCAAAGUAAAAAGAAAGGACGGGAUAAUAAAGAUAAAGAAUGCGAAGAAACAAACAAAAAUCCUUCUGAAAAGAUGUCUCAAAAUGAGUCAGCAAAAGACCCUGAACUUGAGGAGGAUCAUAGCAUUCCAGAACCAUUUUCUGAGAAAGUUUAUAAGUUUCAUGGCUACAAUACAGGGGACGAUGUCAUUCAAGUAUCAGGAACCAAUCAAUAUCUUUUCCCAUCCGAUGGAGGACAGAUUCAAGUAGAGAAGAUAGAGUUUGUAAAAAAAACUCUGAUAAAGGUGAAAGUAAUAAAAGACAACCACAAUUUCUUAAUUCAUAUCACAGACCCCAAGGAAAACUUCAAAGAAGCUGAAGAGCAGGAAAUUAAUGAAGAACAGCAAAUUAAAUCAGGAGAGCUGAAAAAUCAAAAGAAAGCUCUGAGCAAGUUUGGAUCUUUUUCAGCCACCUUAGAAAAUGGAAUCCAGCUGUCCCUGAGCUAUUAUGGACCUACAGGGGAGCCAGCAGAUGAGGAAACAGGUCCUGUCUUAACAAGAAUUCUGAACAUCCCUUCUGUUCAUGUUCCGACCGUAAUUCCAACAGCAGUUUCUCCCAUUACAAAAAAAGAUAAGUUUGACAGAAAAAAAUCAGUGAAAGCUUCUGCCAAGGGAAACCGUGGCAAAUUAGCCCCGUCAUCACCUGAUGACCUCGUUCAGCAAGAAGAAGAAAAGAUGGAAAAGAAAGAACCAGUUCCCCAAACACAAGAGAUGUCAGAUGCUCCUGCUUUUCCGAGUUUGAAUGUCUCCUGUCCCAAUGGACUUGUAUUGACUUUUCUCGGUGAAAGGUUUCGAGAUUUGAAAGGUGAAGCCACUUCCACUGAGGCAGAGAAAGAGAUGGUAGAAAAAAGUGAGGCCAAAGCAGAUGAAGGAGAGGAGGAAGAGGUUAUGCAAACUGCAGAGGAGGAACAUCUGGUUACAGAAGGUGAAAUAAAGCAUGAAGACACCAAAAGUGAACAGGCUGAGCAGCCUACUCUGGAAAUUCUGGUUAGACAGAGUUAUCCCCAAAUGGUAAAGAACUCUCAGCUUUACUCACCUCUGUCAUGGCAAACAGAACAAGAAGUGUCAAGGGUCAUCACUAGUCAAGGAACUGUCAUAAAGUACCUGAUGGAUGGAUCUACCCAGAUUCUGUUUGCUGAUGGCACAGUGAGUAAGAGCCCUGAUUCUGGUCCUGUCUUACCACCACCUACAAUUCCAGACAAAAAACAACCCUCACCAGAAUCAGAGAAUUUAUCUGAAACCAGCACUAAGAAAGGGAAAAGCAGUGACAAGAACAGUCUAUUACGCUCACCCAAGGGUGGGGAGUUUGAAAAGGCCAAUUCUACACAACCUAAGGGAGGAACCUGGGUAACAACAACUCCGUUAGGUGUUCGAGUGGGCACAGAGGGUGCAACAAGAAUGGAUCUGAAGCCACUCUUAAUGUAUCAGUCCACCAGCCUCGAUGAUGGAACGAUUAUGACUGUACGAGACGAUGAAGUGAUAAUUGUUGAGAAGAUGCUUGGUAACAGAGUAGUAGAGCAUGCCGAUGGUACCAGGAUCACAACUUUUUAUGAAAAAUGUGAAAAGCUUUCUGUACCAGAGGGUAGUGUGGAAACAGAUGAACCCUCAGAAGCCACCAAAAAGAAGCUCAAAGGUACACGAGUUGAGAAUCCUGAGUUUGCUACUGUUAUAACAAAUUGUGAGGAUGGUACCUGUUGUACUAUCUUUGGAGAUGGGACAUCUAUUCUAGCAAAGCCCCAGGGCACAUAUCAGGUUUUACCCAGCAAGGGAGGCUUUCUUUUCUUUGAUGAAGAUUGCUCAGCAGUUUAUAGCCAUGAAGUUUGUAAUUUCAGCAGCAAGGAAGAAGAGAAACAAGCAGGAAGGUACAUUAUGAAACACACUUCCAGCACUAUUUGUGAGAUGAUGGAUCCUGAAGGAAAUACUUUUAAGGUCCUGGCUGAUGGCAGCACAGAUGUGUGCAUUCCCAGCAUUGGCUCUAAUGGCAAGGAGAACAGAAGUUCAGCAGCAGAGGAGGUUAACAAACCUAUCACUUAUAAUGAGCAUGCCCCAAGGUUUUUCAUCAUCUCUGCGGAUGGUUCUGGAACGGAGCUCCUGCGAGAAAAGGAUGUACACCAGUGUAUGGCUGAGGCCUGCAGUGAUCCUACCACUGCAGUCUUGAGGGAUCCUGUACAAGAACAGCCAGGUGUUUUAAGUAUUACUAUCCUCCGCCCUAUGGCUGAAGCAUCCCCCUGGGUAAUGAAGAAAGAACCAGAGAAUAUUGUUCCUCCAUAUCUUCGGUCAGGAACUCAGGAAGAAUCCUUUCCUCCUGAGGGGGAGAUCACAGGUCCCCCAGUCCAAAGGUGUGUUUGGAAGGGUCUCAGCAUUGGAUCAGCGCAAUUAUCCUUGCCAGUGUCUGUGCGAAAAUGUCCCAAAAAACUGCAAAUCCGCCAGCUAUUCCAGUAUAAGCCACUCUGUGAUGAACUAAGAGAAAAACUGCAGCUUUCUCUCAAGGAAUAUAUAGACAACAUCUUAAAACAUGAAAAUGAGCUGGAAGAGAUGAAUGUGAAAGAACCAAGAACAGAAGAGGAGAAGGAGAAUGCUGCAAGUCUCCGUGUGCUGAUUGCAUCCUUCCCUGACUGGGAGAAGUCAACUGAAAAGCUCAGUGAUAGAGCCCAUGUGAGUGAGCUGUAUGAACAGGCAGUGGCUUCUCCUGCUCACACAGAGAAGAAAAGCACUGCACAAAGAGAGGACCAGCAGCAGAGUCCAGAAGGAGUAACAGUAACAUCCAAGUGGCAAAGCAAACUAGAACAGAACAGGAAAGAACUGGAUGAACAGAAGACUACAUUUGCAGCAAUAAAAAACAAAAUAUUUGCUCCAUAUUUUGAAUCUGAAUUCAGCAAGGACUUUUUCAAUGAAAAGUUUCCUGAUUUGGAAGCAAUAUCUAAGGAACUUCCUCCACUUCAAAAAGAAGAAGGUGUAACUUCCCCUCUGUGGCUGAUAAAAGAACCCAGUGGAGCAGCUGAAUUUCUUGAUACUACAAGUGACUCUUCACUUUCAUCUAGCCUUCCACUGCAGGAUCCUUCCAAAGAAGACAAUGGUUCCAGCAGCACAGCAGACCUAAGCAUGGCAGCAAGAGCACAAGAGACACCCCUUCAAUUUAAAGUUCCAAGUCUGGCAGUGGAUGUUACAGGACAGACGAGAAAAGAGAAAGUAGUAUUACCAUCAUAUCUUCAGGGGAAAAAACCAAACACCAUACCAAAUAAAAAGAUAGAAGAUCCUGCCUCAGGAAAGGUCAACAUAUCUUCUCUUGCAACAAGAUGGGAUCUUACCAGCUUCCAUCUCAUCCCACCCAGGGUGACAUUUGGAGUGCUAAAGGAAGGCUGCACUUACACAACCACUGUCAUCAUGAAGAAUGUUGGUGUGAACUUCUCGAGGUUUCGGGUGAAGCAGCCACCUCCGCACACAGGACUGACAGUGAUGUACACACCAGGACCUGUGGCAGCAGGCUUGCAGGUUGAACUGGAGAUAGAGAUUUUUGCCAUGCUAAUUGGAGGGAAAGACACUGGUGGCCUUGAAGAAGUUUCCCAUGAUAUUGAAAUAUUAACAGAAACUGAAACUCUUCUCCUGCCUGUGAAAGCAACUGUGUUAUCCAGUGACAUUUAUGAGUGCCGCCCAAAAGGAUACCCCCAGGGAGGGAUGGCAGCAGCAGUCCAGGCAGUUCCUGCAAGCCCCAAGCCACGCUUACGGAUUACACUCCCACGAAAGCCUUGUACUUAGUGUAAGUACUGGAUGCAGUGACACUGGCAGUAAAUUAAAGUACAGUUGUUUUACCUACUCUUCCCUUCAUCAGCAGCGUCCUGAACAAAGCUCAUGCAAAUGAUGCACCUAUCACACAGACUCGGUAACUGUGACAAGGGAAAUGAAACACUGGAUGACACUAACCAAAGCACUCACUGUAAGGGAACUGCAGGUUAUUACAACUGCUCAGCUCAGUGGAGGCACUGACAGCAGAGACUCCUCAGUCCUGUCCCAAAUCCUUCACUUAUAGUCUCCACGUUAAACAAGUCCUUGAGCCUCCUGGCAGCUGGAUUUACUACAGUUAGGCCCUAAUAAAUCAGCCUCUCUUUAGCACUUUUCACUUUCUAAAACCAAGUCUUACUGGUGACCUAUUGACACUGACAGCAAGUAUAAUAAGGGACAGACAGGGCAGCCUUAAUGUGACAAGUUCCAAUAUACACAACCCUCUGCACAGUUUCAUACAGUGCUUUUCUGUAGCCUUACAGAAUCAGUCUAUAUGAAGAAUCACAGAAUAUCCUGAGUUAGAAGGGACCCACAAGGAUCACAUCCAACUCCUGGCCCUGCACAGGAUAUUCCAAGAGUCACACCAUGUGCCUGAGAGCAUUGUCCAAAUACUUCCUGAACUCUGUCAGGCUUGGUGCUCGGACUACUUCCAUGGGGAGCCUGUUCCAGUGCCCAACCACCCUCUGGGUGAAGAACCUUUUCCUGAUAUCCUACCUAACUCUUCCCUGACACAGCUUCAGGCCAUUCCUUUGGGUCCGUCACUGGUCAGCAGCCUGCCCCUCCUCUUCCCCUCAUGAAGACGCUGAAGACUGCAGUGAGGUCUCCUCCCAGUUUCCUCCAGGCUGAACAGACCAAGUGACCUCAGCCACUCCUCACAAGGCUUCCCCUCAAGACUCUUCACCAUCCUUCUAGCCCUCAUUUGGAUGCUUUCUAAGAGUGCCUUAGAAUGGUAAAGUCUUCCCUGACAACAUGAAAGGCUUACUGGGAAUUUCUCACAAACCACCAGUCAACAUGUUUAACAUUAGGCUGGUGUUCACCUCACCCCCAUGAGCUCAGGCACUCUACAAUGCAAUUGAUGGUGACAGUUCAUAAACAGGAACCCCAUGGAUGUCUCUCCUCAGCUGAAUAGUCCCCAUUUGCUUCAUAUGUGUAACACUGACAUCUUCUUCUUUCAGCUUAAACAUUUGUAAGCCUACCAUGUUAUCUAACCAGUCAGCAAAGAAAUUCCAGCUGUAUCUCAUUUCCUCUCCUCUGGAGAAAAAAAAAAAACAGUGACCACAUCAGUCAGUUCUCAAAAACUUCAGACAUGUACCUCUGACUGCUGCAUCUGCUCUAGGACUGCCCAGUAUACAUCAAGUAUAGAUUUUUUUUUCCUGUUUAAAGUAUCUUUUUUUCCUUUUCCAGUGUGGAAUUUUACCCCCAGAGUAACACACCAAAAAACAACCAGUUUGAUGCCUUCCACCUUAGGGAUUUACAGCCUGGAACUCAUAAUGAAGGCAGUUUUGACAAACUUCUCUCACUUUAUGUUGAAACAGAAGAGAAAUACUCACCCAGUCAGUUCACAUUUGAGUGACACACCCCCAGUCCCAAAAGAAAUUCUAAUCAGGGUCAUCUUCAACGACAUGCACAAAGGGAAAGAAAUUAACUACACAGUAUUCUCCUCCCUCAUGUCUAAUCCAGCUAAUCAUAGCUGCUGUCACCACAGCAAACCCUCCCUUCUCUUCUGAUAGUGUCCUUUUGUGAACUGAUUGAUAAUUCCUAUUGAAGCUGGCUGCAGCUAUCCCAUGCUACCCAAACAACUGCACCUAAUGCCUCUUCGAACAUUUCUCCGCUCAAAGUCUCCUGGACUCAAAACCAUAUCCCUGUCAGGCAUGUCAAGGAACUCUGGAUUGGUUGGUUUAGUCUCACAAAACAUGGAACACCGACACUCCUAGGUUAAAUCCUGCAAUUAUUUAAAUAGUCUUGUUCAGUGAUCCAGAACAGAACCAGUCAAGUCACUGCAGAGGCAGCAUGAGAACUUUCUAUCACCUUUCCCAGGCAGUUAUCACCAGAGCCAGUGAUUCUCCCUACUGAGACCUAGAAACUUCCCUGCAAUAUUAAACUUGAUCACAAAUUUGCCACACCUCCUAGCAGAGACCAACAAGCAAAAAUCACUGAUCAAGCAUCACCUGACCAAACCCAGCCUUAUCUCAUAUUUCCUUAGUUAUUUCAGAUGAAUAUUUAAAACAUUUCAAAAAGAUUCUCUUAACAUAUUCAGAAUUAAAUAUCUCAUAGGAAGCUGCCCAUGAAAGUCUUCAGUAUUCCUAAGCAGACAGUCCAUCCUGAAUGUGUGGUUAUGAUUUUUUAUGCCAUUCAAUUUGUACAAUAAAAGCAAACCCCUAAUCUACUUGAAGCGUGUGUAAAAACUCUGUGUCAUGUUGUUAUUCCCUUCCAACAGCAAAAGGCCAAAUCUGAAGCCAGCCUGUAGCAAUCACAGUGCUCACACAAUAAUUGCAAAGAAUCUGGACAUAAUUAUUGGGAUUUGGUUCAACAACUUUACAAAGGUGGAGAUGGGAUUUCUUCUUGUUUUUUCUUCUUUCCAUUCAUGUUAAUUUUCUGUCCUCUUCCACUACAGGUUAGAAGCCUAGAAGAUCAACAUGAAGAUCAGCAACACUGAAAUACCUAGAUUUUAGUCCAACCUUAUGGAAACAUCCAAUGUAAUCUUUUCAUUUAUUUCAUCAGAUUAAAUGAGAAUAAAUAUUUUGCCUUUUCCCUGUUAAUGGGAAAGGUGGUCCAAAAGUUGCACAAUCUCCUGACAUGGCUGUCUGAAAUGCAAACAGUGGAAAGAU